Hydatigera taeniaeformis is the source of this 606-nucleotide messenger RNA. The record is from the annotation of a GenBank genome assembly. NCBI's taxonomy places the organism in Eukaryota, Metazoa, Platyhelminthes, Cestoda, Cyclophyllidea, Taeniidae.
AUGAAUCGCACAGCCUUCAAGGAGGUGAUUCAACUUGCACACGAUCUAACUAGCAUUCGUGUGGCUGUUGGAUUCAUUGCUGAUCUCAUGCGACAAGCAACGCAUGCAUUGAAAGUGGAGACGACAAUUGUGCCUCAACAGAGUGGCUGCAGUGCUGACCUCCAUCACAUUGCCUCGCGACUCCUCGUAGACUUCCUGGAGGCACAGGAACGUUGGUCCGACUUCUCCUUUACCUCCACUUCAGCUUCUACUUAUACUCCAGGCCUUGUUAUUGACGAUACUUCUCCCACCAACACCUCUGCCAACGCAGAUGUUGAACUACGUCUUGUGGAGUGCUUUUUCGCAGCUCAGAGCAUUGGCACACGACUGCAAUCACAUCUUCGUGAUCUCAUUCAAAGUUUGCAGCGCACUAUUUACCACGCUGAUAAAGCGGUCAUACCACCGUUUGCCAUUCCCUUUGUUCGUUUUAAGGACUUCGGAGAAGGAAAAAAAGAAGACAGCUCUCAAAAACUAAUUGCUUAUGCCACUGUGGAGGGUGCGAUGGCUGCGCAAGCAUGUCUCCAUCUACAGACGCGUAUUAAUGUGUGGUUUCAAAGGCAUGCUUGA